Molecule: messenger RNA, 2422 nt
Organism: Leptinotarsa decemlineata (Colorado potato beetle)
Lineage: Eukaryota; Metazoa; Arthropoda; Insecta; Coleoptera; Chrysomelidae
Product: phosducin-like protein
Biological process (GO): regulation of G protein-coupled receptor signaling pathway
Source: RefSeq, a predicted model, not a curated record
UUUUUUGGUUUUGUUUGACAGUUAAUUUUAUUUGAUAAAUAUAACCUUUGCAUGCCGUAGAUGUGUAAUUCUAAUGUUUAUUUCGUUUAAACACUAUUUAUCACUAUAAUACUCACGGAAUUAAAUUUUUCCUUCAAAUAAAAUAUGUCAACCUUGGAGGAUAAGAUUCUUGGAGAAAAAAAUCAUAAUUACUGCAGUAGCAGUGAAGAAAGUGAUUGUGAGGAUAAUUCGGACCCAGAGGAACCUAUCAAGAAACAAAAUGAAAAUCAAGAAAGCGUUCAAUCUACUGAGAUAAAUAAGUGGGAGGGUACCUCUACAAAUACGGGACCAAAAGGCGUAAUCAAAGACUGGCAAAGAUACAAACAACUUGAGAAUGAGAGAAGACAAGAAGAUGAAAGGGAAAAAAUCGAAUUAAUGAAAAAAUUAACUUUGACAGUACAAUCAGCAUUAGAUGAAGAACGUGAAAAGGCUACCCUAGAAGACCCUGAUCUAGCAGAAUUGUUGAAUGAUGAGUUUUUAAUAAAUUAUCAGAAGCAACGUAUGAAGGAAAUGAUACUCCAAACCAAUCACAACGUUAAAUUCGGCAAUCUUAUUUUACUGAAGAGUGGACAAGAAUUCCUAGAUGCCAUUGAUAAAGAACACAAAUCUGUUACAAUAAUUGUUCACAUUUACGAAGAAAAUGUUGAUGCAUGUCGUGCUAUGAACAUGUGCUUAAAAGAACUUUCUAAACAUUAUUUAAAUGUUAAAUUCUGCUCUAUUAUAGGUUCAUGUGCGGGCAUAAGCCAGCAGUUUAAAGCAGACGGUGUUCCUGCUUUACUUGUUUACAAGUCCGGGAAUCUUGUUGGUAAUUUUAUACGUAUAUCUGAUGAUCUUGGCAAUGAUUUUUUGCCAGAAGAUGUUCAGGCAUACUUAGUUGAACACGGACUGUUGGAAGAUAAAAGCUGCACCCCUGCAUUAAUUAAAAGUGUAGUAGAAGACAGUGAGAGUGAUUGAGUUUCAGUAUUAAUUUGCUUCAUUUAAAUCAAUUUAUGUUGGGAACUGUAUGAAGUAGGUCAAGAAAACUGAUUUGAUUGUCAAUUGAGAUGGUAAUAAGUUGAGAACAUUAGAUUACAAUAGGGCAGGCACAUGAUUUUUUCAUUCCUUUUAGGUAAUUGAUGUGAACCUCAGAAGUAUUAGUAGUUUGAUCAUAAACUUGAAUGCAUACAAUAAUCAUAAUUAAUUAUCAGUAGUAAUACAAUCACUUCCCAGUGGUAAUGAAUCAUCAAUAAUGGUAGAAAAUGUAUGUCAAACUUCUAUAUUCCCAUCAAAAUAAAUAGUCUCUGGAAUUGAAUUUCUUUGUAUAUCUUAAAGAAGCAGAAAUCCGAAAGAGCUUUCUAAAAAAAUAACAUUUUCAUGAAAAUUAUUUUUUAUAUCAUGCAAACAACUGUUUUGAAAACAUCAAAAUGUUGUUAAGUACCCUCAUAUUCCAAAAUUCUUAUAUCUGAAGUUGAUACUGUUUUCACUGUGAAAUUACACAUACAGCUUGUCAAAUGUAAGAACAACUUUUCUGAAUUCCGUUUUGAUUCCGCCCACUAGAUGCGCGUUCGUUAGAAGACUAGGAGAGAGAGAAUUCUCAAGUCUCUUCCUAGAUUUGAUAACCUGUAUGUGUAAUCCAAAGAAUACUGUUUACAUUAUAGUGUACUCAAGCGCUGCUUAAUAAAAUGUGUUAACGAUAUUGAAAAUAUAUCACUCAAAUACACGAAUAAGGUUAUUCAGUAGUCCAACUCUCUUUUUUGUAGUCAAAAUUUAAAGUAUUCAGCAGUACAAAAACAAUAAUUUUCUCUGCCGAUAUUAAUUUUCAAAAGUUUAUUAUUGCUUUCAGAAAAAUUAUCACAAAAAAUUUGCUGACGACUCACAUUAAUCUCUGCUAGGUUACAUAAAAACUGGUAACUUAGGUUAUUUUGUAACUACUCUCUCAUCACAUCUCCCCAACAAUUGUAUUAGGUUUAUUUAAAUGGCUAUAGCAAGAAAUAGCUGCUUUCCCUGACAUUAAUACCUAAAGAAUAUAAUUUUUGGUAGUGUAUUAAUAUAAACACCUCAGUAUAAAUUAAAUGAUCUCAUUUCCAUAAUUCUUUAUCGUAAGUACUAAUUCUGAAUUUCAUAUUUUUUACUUUAGUCACUGAGAUAUUACAUGCCUUUGUAAUUGCAUUUGAAUGUACCAUUGAAUUUGACAUUCAUCAGAAUUUUGCAUCUGUCUUUUCUGAUUGUGUUGAGUAUAUUCAAAUUCAAAGUAUGAGAAAUAUGAAGAAAAUUAAACCUAUACUUCGGUAUUUGCUGUAUAUGAUGCACUGUAUUAUAUCUGUGAAAUAAUGUAACUGUUUUAUACUCUUGUAAUAUUUUCAUGGUUUUAUAUGUAUUUAUAGGCCAAUAAAAUUCAAAUUGA